UUAUAAUCCUUCACCUCUUCUCAAAAACAUUAAACUCACCCCACUGUCCACCUCCUUGUGCCAAGAAAAUGCCCCCAGGCCCCAUAGCUCUGUACUAAAUCCCAUUUUUCAUUGAGUGUGUCACAAGAUCAGAUUUUUCUUCUUUUUAUCACUCUCAACCACUUAUCUCAAGGCUAUUAUAUCUUCCAUGUUUGGCCAAACCCUAGAUCUGUCUCCAUAUUGCCUGGGAAGUGAAAGGCGGAUUACAUAAUACCGAAAUCAAUUCCGGGUUUUCGAUUGAAAAGGGGAUAUAAACAAUUAACGAGAGGAGUUUGAAAAAAAAAAAAACAAUUAGAUAAAUAAAUAAAGAUGAGGGGCACAGCAUCCACAUCUGUGACGGUGGGGCUGGGGAUAGGAGAAGGAUGUGAUGACGUGGCAUAUGGCGGUUUUAGGUACUACCCGUUUACAGCUAUCCAACGUCAAGAGCUCGAGCAUCAAGCCAUGAUAUACAAGUAUCUGUUGGCUGGUCUGCCCGUGCCACCUGACCUCAUCAUGCCAAUACGCCAUAGUUUCGAGGCGCUCUCCGCCCGACUUUUCCACCACCCUUCACUGGGCUAUUGCUCCUACUAUGGGAAGAAAUUUGACCCAGAGCCCGGAAGGUGCCGGAGGACUGACGGAAAGAAGUGGAGAUGCUCGAAGGAUGCGCAUCCCGACUCCAAGUAUUGCGAGCGGCAUAUGCACCGUGGCCGCAACCGUUCAAGAAAGCCUGUGGAAUCACAAAACAACUCAUCUCAGUCCAUCCCCACUGCACUGCCACACGUGUCUGGAGGCAGCAACAUCACUGGAAACUUCCAGAACAUUCCCUUGUAUUCAGCCAUGGGCACCCAGAGUUCUCCCUAUGGAAGCAGCGUGGCGAAGCUGCAGAUGGAGCCCGUCUCGUAUGGGAUGGAUCACAAGGAAUUCAGGUAUAAUAAUAAUAAUAUUCAGGGACUGACUCCCGAUCCUGAAGGUCAAAGUUUCUCAUCAGAAGCUUCCGCACUUGGUUUGAACUGCAACUCAGGAGAUGCCACGUGGCGGCUCAUGCCCACUCAAGUCUCCUCGAGCUCCCUUCUGAAACAGAAACCCGAUACUCAGUUCCUGGGCUUGUCCUCAGCCCCACAAAAUAUGGCCCAUGCUUUUGAGCCCAUAAGUGACGCCAUUUCUAGACAGCAAGAUCAACAUGCAGUGCAUCCUUUCUUUAGCGAGUGGCCAAUGAACAAGGAAUCAUGGUCCACUCUUGAUGAUGAUGAUGAUGUGUCAAACAAGAAUGUUUUCUCCUCCACCCAGCUGUCCAUCUCGAUCCCGAGGGCAUCUUCUGGUUUUACUUUGAGGGGUGGUAACUCCCCUAAUGGAGCUGGGGAAUUAGUGCAGAUUGCGUGGGAAGUGAAAGGAGAAUUACAUAACACCGAAAUUAAUUCCGGGUUUUCGCUUUACAAGGGAAUAAAACUAGUUAAAGAGGGGAAUUUAAAAAUUAAAAUAGAAGACAUGAGUGGCACAGCAUCCACAUCUGUGACUGUGGGGCUGGGGAUAGGAGAAGGAUGUGCUGAGGUGGCAUACGGCGGUUUAAGGUACUACCCGUUUACAGCUAUCCAACGACAAGAGCUCGAGCAUCAAGCCAUGAUAUACAAGUAUCUGUUGGCUGGUCUGCCCGUGCCACCUGACCUCAUCAUGCCAAUACGCCAUAGUUUUGAGGCGCUCUCUGCUCGUCUUUUCCACCACCCUUCACUGGGCUACUGCUCCUACUAUGGGAAGAAAUUCGACCCAGAGCCCGGAAGAUGCCGGAGGACAGACGGAAAGAAGUGGAGAUGCUCAAAGGAUGCUCAUCCCGACUCCAAGUAUUGCGAGCGGCACAUGCACCGCGGCCGCAACCGUUCAAGAAAGCCUGUGGAAUCCCAAAACAACUCAUCUCACUCCAUCCCCACUGCACUGCCACGCGUGUCUGGAGGCACCAACAUCACCGGAAACUUCCAGAACAUGCCUUUAUAUUCAGUCAUGGGCUCCCAGAGUUCUCCCUAUGGGGGCAGUGUGGCGAAGCUGCAGAUGGAGCCUGUUUCAUAUGGGAUGGAUCACAAGGAAUUCAGGUAUAAUAAUAAUAUUCAGGGACUGACUCCUGAUCCCGAUGAUCAAAGUUUCUCAUCAGAAGCUUCCGGACUGGAUUUGAGCUGCAACUCAGGAGGCGCCACGUGGCGGCUCAUGCCCACUCAAGUCUCGUCGAGCUCCCUUCUGAAACAGAAACCAGAUACCCAGUUGUUGGGCUCAUCCUCAACCCCACGAAACAUGGCCCAUGCUUUUGAGCCCAUAAGUGCCGACAUGUCUAGACAGCAAGAUCAACACCCAGUGCAUCCUUUCUUUAGUGAGUGGCCAAUGAACAAGGAAUCAUGGUCCACUCUUGAUGAUGAUGAAGAUGUGUCAAACAAGAAUGUUUUCUCCUCCACCCAGCUGUCCAUCUCGAUCCCGAGGGCAUCUUCUGGUUUUACUUUGAGGGGUGGUAACUCCUCCAAUGGUGAGUAA
This is a messenger RNA of Striga asiatica, 2529 nucleotides long. Lineage: Eukaryota; Viridiplantae; Streptophyta; Magnoliopsida; Lamiales; Orobanchaceae. The record is from the annotation of a GenBank genome assembly.